AUGGAACCAGAGCCGUCCAUUGGCGCUCUCCUCAAGGCUAUCCAAGCCCUCUCCACACAAGUUGGGUCCCUCCAGGACCAAAUCAAGUCUCAAGGCAAGCAAAUCACUCAGCUCACCGCCUUAUGCAAGGAGACCAACGACCUCGUUGGAGACAAGGACCAGGGCGGAGCCCAAACCAAGCCUGGCCCAUCGACUGGGCCUGUCACCCCUCCUACCCACUCAGGAGGGGAAACCCACACUCCAGGCACGGUUAGGCCUGGGCUCAAGGCUCCCUUCCGCCCUUCAAGGGGUACAGGAUUUGACUCCAAGGAAGAAGAAGAGCCAAGGCGACCAAAAAAGGAGCCUCAGGGAACGCCUAGGCAAUCACUCAGCUCCCUCACCCCCUUCAACGCAGGGUCCAGCAUAAAAAGGCCCAAAAUGGACCUCCCCAACCCUUAUAAAGGAGACACCAGGGGACGCAAAGCUACACAAUGGCUGGAUCGUAUGCUGCUUUGGGUAGCCCUCCAUUGCAAUCAAUUUGAUGAGGAGGAACAAAUGGUUGUAUGGAUCCUGUACCAUAUGACUGAUAAGGCUGCCAAUUGGGCUCUCCCCAUUAUAGGGACGAUUAUCAAGGGCGAGGGGAAUCCCCCUACCACCAUCACGGCCUUAACGGCCAAAUUCAAGGAGGCAUUUGCAGACCCUGAUGCCAAAAGGGCGGCUGCCAGAAAGAUCGCCGCGCUAACUCAGACCACCACCACGGCUGAGUAUGUCACCAAGUUCCGCAAUCUUAUGGCGGAACUUGACUGGAAUGAGGAGGCGUACAUCGCCCAAUUCACGUGCGGCCUCCAAUGGAAGGUCAAGGAACUCCUGUCUACCAAAGACAACAUCCCCGACGAGUUGGAGGCUAUCUUUGCCGCCUCCAUCAAAAUUGACAACAUCUGUCGGGAGAACGAGGAGAACCGCCCAAAGAAGGUUCCAACCAAGGCCCCGGUCACCGCGACCACCACCACUACCACUAGGGUCCGCCUAUCAGAGGACCCCAAUUACGUCACACCAGAGGAACGGGACCGCCGCCGCGCAUCAGGACUGUGCGUUAAAUGCGGCCAAAAAGGGCAUGGGAUCAAGCAGUGCCCCAAUGGUUGGAAAGCCACUCCCAAGGAAACUGCCAAGGUAGCCCAGGACGAGUCGGAAAAAGAGUAA
Molecule: messenger RNA, 1179 nt
Organism: Rhizoctonia solani
Lineage: Eukaryota; Fungi; Basidiomycota; Agaricomycetes; Cantharellales; Ceratobasidiaceae
Product: Retrotransposon-derived protein PEG10
Exons: 1
Coding region: 1-1179 (392 amino acids)
Molecular function (GO): nucleic acid binding; zinc ion binding
Source: RefSeq, a predicted model, not a curated record